Carya illinoinensis is the source of this 490-nucleotide messenger RNA. RefSeq lists its product as uncharacterized. The record is from RefSeq and is a predicted model, not a curated record. NCBI's taxonomy places the organism in Eukaryota, Viridiplantae, Streptophyta, Magnoliopsida, Fagales, Juglandaceae. Bases 150 to 413 code for a protein of 87 amino acids. The transcript has a single exon.
CCACUAGUUUUGCAACGCUCACCCAUCUCUUUCCACACGCUCUUUAUAUAGAAAGACAGCUUCCUCAAAUCUAAUACCAUCAAUACACAAACCCUUUUACAUCUACAACACUUGUCAAUUCCAAUUUUGUCUCAGUAGGAAAGAAAGCAAUGAGUGCAGCAAGAAGAGGUUGGAUAGUGGCAGCAAGUAUUGGAGCAGUGGAGGCCUUGAAAGACCAAGGGAUUUGCAGAUGGAACCAGCCUCUAAGAUCACUUCAACAGCAUGCCAAGAACAAUAUCAGAUCCUAUUCUCAGGCCAAGAAACUCUCCUCUCAGUCUUCCUCUGCUAUAUCCAGCAGUAAAGUUACAAAUCAUGACAAGUCCGAAGAGUCUUUGAGAAAAGUCAUGUACUUGAGCUGUUGGGGUCCUAAUUGAUCUCCCCCACGCUCCAAUUCUUGUAAAUAUUCUUCCAAUUUUUCAACGGAUAUGAAAUGUUAAUGGUUUCUAGAAAA